Messenger RNA from Alternaria atra, 849 nucleotides. RefSeq lists its product as uncharacterized. Lineage: Eukaryota; Fungi; Ascomycota; Dothideomycetes; Pleosporales; Pleosporaceae. The transcript is spliced from 2 exons. The record is from RefSeq and is a predicted model, not a curated record. Bases 1 to 849 code for a protein of 282 amino acids.
AUGGCGACCGUGUUCCAAUUCUUCCCUGACCUGCCCGCUGAACUGCGCGUGAGCGUCUGGCAUGUUGCCCUCGAGGACGAUUAUGACGAUCUCAACGGCCGUGACCGAAUCAUUGAGCUACACACCUACAACCCAACGUUCAAACGGAUUGCCGCCUCGGUAUCGCGCCGCUACCCAACGCUUUUCGAGGUCAACCGCGAAGCGCGGUAUGAAGCUGCUAAAGCUGGCGGCGGAGAAGGGGUAACUGCGAAAACUCGCUUCAAUGGCCGAAAGGAGCCGGAACACACGACCAGCUUCAGUAUCUACAUCAACUGCUUACACGACAUAGUCUUCAUUUCAGAGCGGUUCAUCUCCUACGAACCCAGUUGCGAACAUUUACGCCACCACAGGGUUAACAAAACCGAGGAGACGAGCGAACAACUCUUUAUCAGUAUACUCCCCGACAGUGUCCUCAAGAAGAUCUUGUACCUCUUGCUCACGAUUGUCAACGAAGCCAAGCAUGGUCGGGCACCUUACAAGGGCAAGUAUCUCGAGCUCUUCACUGCCCUAAAGCGUCUUCAUCUUUUCGCUCACACCCUCCAUGAUCAUUCUGUCCGAACAAGGCAAGUAAUUGAAGCGCAUGUGUAUAAGGUAUGGGAGUCAGAUCACUCAUGGACACCAUAUGUAUCUGACUCCCUUGGCCCCCUUAAUGGGCACCCCGAACAUCACAAAACUCUUACGUGGAUGUAUGUUACCGGUAUUACGAAUCUUGAAUGCGAUGGAAUUCGCAGAGUUGAGUGGGGUCUUAGGAAAGAUUUCCGGGUGCCUAGGGCGAAGAAGGGAUCGGGCACUCUGCAAAAGCUUGAUUGA